This is a messenger RNA of Xenopus tropicalis (tropical clawed frog), 7617 nucleotides long. RefSeq names its product sorbin and SH3 domain containing 1 (gene sorbs1). Gene Ontology annotation, cellular component: anchoring junction. The coding region runs from base 457 to 5088 and encodes 1543 amino acids. The record is from RefSeq and is a predicted model, not a curated record. Lineage: Eukaryota; Metazoa; Chordata; Amphibia; Anura; Pipidae. The transcript is spliced from 35 exons.
AGACUUCAGCCCUUCCACUUUCUCUGUCUCUUUAUUGCAUCCACCCAGGCAGCACAGCAGCAGCGCCUCUAGGAACUGGAGAACGUCUUUCCCCCCUGUCUGUAUUCUAAUGAGAGGGCUGAACAGCAUUAUCUGGGAGGUUUCCCUCUCUGGAAACUCGUCUGGUUUGUGUGUGUGAGUGUCAGACUAUUUGUGUACUAAUUGAGCAAAUGUCCUGCUCCUGCACAGAGCAGUAGUACAUGGAGCGGCUACCCUCUUAGAUAUCUAGUCCCGGGCACUUGGAUUUGUGAGGUGAUUCCCAUGCGAGGAGAGGUAGCCAGGAUGGAGUAAUACCUUACAAGGACUACUACCUUUAAUCCAAGUUACCAAGCUUCCCUUCUGAAACUUCAAAGAAGCCCUCAGAUAGCAAACAACCAGAAGCAAAGUCAAUUACUGAAGACCAAUACAGCUCCCAUAAUGAGUUCUGAGAAUGAAGUAAGCAUAUCAAAUAACGUCGUCAAUGGAGUGACCCCAAGGUGCAACAUGCCAGAAAAAGCAGAUGAUUCUCCCUUAAGUGUACGUUCAGUCUCUGCUGUUAAAAUCAUUCCGGUGAAGACGGUGAAAAGUUUUCCCGAUCUUGUUCCGACUGCAGAUGUGAAUCCUGGUAAGCUUUGUGCAGGGAAAGGAGCAGUCACUCUGCGGACCUCCCCAGUGCAACUGGAAAGUCAGAAAAAUACUACAACACUGGACAUUGAACUCUCUCCAUAUGAUGUCCCAGCUGAAGAUGUGACAGAUGAUGACAGGCCUCCAUCAGUAGCUGAGUCCAACGGAGAUUCCCAGCACUCAUCCUUAGCAGCUAAAGGCUUUCGGAGUGUGCGCCCUAAUCUCACUUUUGACAACAAGUCACAGAAAACUCAUCCGCCCCCAGUCCCACCUCCUCCCAAAGAGGAGAGCUUUGCAUGGCGACCAAAUACUAACACUAAACUCUCUUACUUAAAACCUGUGCCUAUCUUGGACUGUAUUUACCUGAGUUCUCCCAAGCCCUACGUGCCAUAUGCUGCAUCAUGCACAAACGCAGAGCUGUCUCACCCUGCCUGUACUCUAAGUGGAACCCAGGCUAUUCCGGGCGAUCACACUAACACCCCAGCUUCUUCCAUCCCCACUGAAGUGCAGCACACUGCUUUUAGUUCCUUGUUAUCAGACACGUCACCAAAACACUGCCCCAGUGAGGCUGGCAAUGUGGAUAGAAGUGUUGCUGGAAUGAAUUCCAGUCAUGAGACUAAAAAAGAUAAAAAGGUCAGCAGUCUAUAUGUAGCUUGUUUAUCUAACAGCACUGGCUCAGCUGCAUCUGAAAAUCCCACUGGCGUUGCACAUGAUAAAACAGAGAGUGCUGAAUUGGAAGCUGAUGUAACUAAAUCACCAGCCACAAACAUUGUUCCUUCGAUAAUAGACACCGGAAAAUCCCCUCCUCCUGUCCCUCCCAGGCCAUUCUUUGACCCUGUCCCAAGUAAAGAUUCCGUUAGCUAUGGUGACAUAGACACUUUCUGGAGUCCAUGUCCUCUACAUCAAGAUAUGGGACGCACAGAGCUAGAAACACAGCAUCCAGCUGGCCAUGUGAAAAUGACUGCAAAGGAGCCCUACUAUUCAUCAAAGCCACAAUAUCCCUUCCGGCCACAGGGAUACCGCCGCAUGGAUGGCACUUCAGUCACAGCUCAGCCUGAGGUUAUAAUAGUCCCACUCAUCCAGGUUAAAGCUGAAAGAGAGCAAGAAGGCACCUCGAGCACUCCACCGCCACCUCUUGUACCUGCUGGCAAACUUUCAGCCUCCCCAGAGCCUGACACCUCCCAAUUGGCUUUUCCUACACUUGAUGAUUUUAUCCCCCCUCAUCUGCAAAGGGGAUCAAACCAUAACCCGAGCUCUCCCACUAUUUCUAUACAAAACAAUCAGCCACCACUCUCUCCACCACCUUUACUGCAUCCUCCAGUAACGGAGGAUUUGCGCAGAGUCUCGGAACCUGAAAUCAGUGGAGUCAUCUCACCCACAGAACCUGUGACAGAUGAAGCCAUAACCGCAAGCAUAACCAAUGAUAAACUUUCUUCAUUUGCACCUAUUACAAAACCCUCUGUGUAUCCUUCAACAACCAUUGUAAACCCUACCAUUGUACUCCUGCAACAUAACAGAGAACAGCAAAAACGGCUUAGUAAUGCACCAGACCCUGUGGUAACUAGAUCUGCUGAUGAGAAGCUGGAGUCAUUAACUGCACAAAACAAGCAAUGUCAGGAUAAUACUCAGAGACUGAAGCCAGCCAUGGAUUACACGAGAAGAGAUGCCCGAAGCCCUCAGUUUCCAGAAGACUCAGUAGAUGAAGUAGGCAUACCCCUGCGGAACACAGAAAGGUCAAAGGAUUGGUACAAGACAAUGUUCAAACAGAUUCACCGGCUAAAUAAAGAUGAUGAGUCAGACUCCUACCCAUCCUAUGGGCGCCAUUCAUAUUUGGAGGAUGCCAAACCACAAGCUGGGGUGCCUCGUUCCAAGAGCGAGAUGGAUAAUAUUGAUAUUGAUCAGAACAUGCGGAGAUCGGUCACUCUGCCUUUGCCAGCACGCUCCUCUUCCUUGAAACCAAGCCAUGAAAGGAAUGACUGGGAUCCCCCAGACAAAAAGGUCGACACCAGAAAAUACCGAGCCGAGCCAAGAAGCAUUCAUGAGUAUCAGCCUGGGAAAUCCUCAGCCCUUGCCAAUGAGAAGAUGACUCGGGAUAAAAGUCCUGAAGAGAUAGAUUUAAAGAAUGAACCUUGGUAUAAAUUCUUUUCGGAGUUGGAGUUUGGGAAACCGCCUCCCAAAAAGAUAUGGGAUUAUACACCGGGGGAUUGCUCAAUCCUUAAAAUAGAGGAUAGGAAGACUGAGCUAGAGAGAGACCUCUAUCAGUACGAGACUGAGUUAGAUGCAGAUUUAGAGAGAAUGGACAAGUGUUUUAAGGCUCCCGAUAAAAGGAAUGCAACUGUAAGUCGUCCAGAGGAGAUUCCAUCCUACAGGGGGACAGAGGGCGCUCUGGUGGAUCCCACACUCUCUGAAAAUGAAAAGCAAAUCUACAAGAAUGUUUUAGAAGGUGGUGAUAUUCCAUUUCAUGGACUUAGUGGCCUAAACAGACGCCCCUCUAGCUCAGCAUCUAAUAAAGUAGAUUCAGAAUCUCCAAGACACUUUGCCCCUGUUGAAUAUAUGGAUGUACCAGAAGAGCGUCUCCGCAAGAGAUAUGACAGCAAAGAGAAACUUAUAGAGGAUCAGAGAAGACUUAAGCGUGAGCAAGAAGAAGCUGAUAUUGCCGCCAGAAGGCACAGUGGGAUUGUCCCAUCACAUCAUCAGUUUAUUACUAAUGAGCGAUUUGGGGACCUCCUUAAUGUAGGCGAUUCAUCAAAAAGGAGAUCUCGGUCUGAGAUGAAGCAGGCAAGAGCCAAGUAUGAUUUUAAAGCACAGUCUGGAAAGGAGCUACCCCUUCAGAAGGGAGACUUGGUUUUUAUUUAUAGACAAGUAGAUGAGAACUGGUUUGAAGGAGAGCAUCAUGGCAGAGUCGGGAUCUUUCCAAUAUCAUAUAUUGAGGUAAUCCCAGAAACAGAGAAAGCCCAGCCAAGAAAAGCCUCGCCACUACAGGUUCUGGAAUAUGGAGAUGCUGUUGCCAAGUUUAACUUUAAUGGAGAUACUGCUGUGGAGAUGUCAUUUAAAAAGGGUGAGAGAAUUACAUUGAUUCGGAGAGUUGAUGAAAAUUGGUAUGAAGGCAGGGUAUCUGGAACAAGCCGUCAGGGUAUAUUCCCAGUCACAUACGUUGAAGUCAUCAAAAGACCACGACUGAAGAAUUCAGUAGAUUACAUGGACCUUCCAGUUUCUUAUUCACCAAACAGAAGCACGAGUGCUUCCCCACAGUUUUCUGGCUAUACCAGGCCACGUACUACUACUCCACCCACUGCCAUACGUAGAGCCUUCUCACCAGAGGUGCAGGCUAUCACAUCUGAAUGGAUUUCUCUGACAAUGGGCGUAUCCCGCAAUAACACUCCCACUGUCACCCCUCCAGUCCCGCCUUUACCUGAAGCUAUGCUUUGUACCAUAGACUGUAUCACCCCAUCUGCGGCCGCCAGUCCCACAUUAUCAGUUACACCAUCUGUCAGUCUCCAUAAUUGCAAUGUCUCUGAGAAUUCUACCCCAAACUCUGCCAUGUCUCCAUUGCCUACAUAUCCAUCUAGGCCUCAGUCUGCAACGCGAAUAAGUUACGUUAUUUCUCCCGUUAGUGAAGAAAAGUUGGCAGGAUCCAGUUAUGGAGGUUCCCCUGUGCAGUUUUCACAGCAUGAUAGCUUGAUUUCAGAACUGUGCGACGUUUUACGCAACCAAUACAAGUUAAGGGGUGAUGCUGGCCCUGUAGUCAAUGGCGAGCCGAAUGAUCUAAGGAUCCCCAGUUAUACAAUGACAAAGGCCCCCAUCCCACCGAGCAGAACCCAUGGGGUGACCCCAGCAAGUAAAACAACUUCAGAUUCAUAUGAGGAGAACCAGUUGUGUAAGGAGCUACUUAGCAUUGUAAAUAGUGACCAAGAAGAAAUGAAGGGAAAUGAGUGCAGUUCCCCCAAGACUGCCGACACAAUAUCUGUCUAUCCUUAUGUGCUGUCCUCUUGUCCUGUCACAUACCAACCACCUCCCAGACUUAAAGGCAGGGUCAUUUUGCCACAGCCUUGCAGAUCUGAUGGUGAACAGACAGGAAGGGAGUCCAAAAGUCCUGUAAUGAUUACAGGCUCCCCGGUUAAUACCCUCAACUCAGAUUCUGUUGUGCGUCCUCAUCACACACUGAGCACAGGACCAGAGCUCACAGAGUCUGAAAAGAGCUAUGUGCAACCGCAAGCGCAACAGAGAAGGGACAGCCUAGAAAGGAGCCAGACGCCACAGGAUGCAUAUACCUAUCAGGCUUUGUAUAGCUAUGCACCCCAAAAUGAGGAUGAGUUGGAGCUCAGAGAAGGGGACAUUGUUGAUGUUAUGGAAAAAUGUGAUGAUGGCUGGUUUGUAGGUACUUCUAGAAGAACCAAACUCUUUGGUACUUUUCCAGGCAAUUACGUAAAACUAGUAUUUUAUUAAAGAAGAUGGUGUUCAGAAUUGCUGGGUAACAUCCAUCCGGAGGCUUGCUUGUGGGAAUGAUGCUAACCAAAAGCCUUUGCUGAAUGUAUUAGAUAAAGUUAUUUAUAGAGGUAUAUGGUUUACACAUGUCAGUUCUGGGUUUAAGAAGUGGCCCUCUGAUUCCUUUAUAUAUGAUGAAGUUAAGACAUAUUUCUUAAAAUUUAUAUUGAACUUGUUGCCUUGGAAACAUUUUAUUUAAGUUCUAAAUUUAAAUAUCACUUUUAUUUUUAUUUCAAACAUUUUAAUCAAAACGAGGAAAGACAUAUUUUUUUAUAUUCAUUUCAGCUGUUACAUUUGUAUAUUUAACAGCCUAAAUGAGACAGUGAGAGGCAACAGAGAAUAGUUAUUUUUCAGGAAAACAAGAUAAGCCCCCUGAGCUAAAUACAUUGGUUCGUGUAUGCCCUUCUACAGCCCCUCAGCUGUGUUGGGGUAUAACCCUCCCCCCCCCCUUAGAUUGAAGCUGUUUUAUUUCAGUAGUAGCAGAAGAGUGCAGACAUUGGUCAGCCAGCUCUUACCAACUGUUAUAAACUAAUUACUGAGCAAUCAAAAUUGAUGUGAUUUUUUUUUUACAUGGCAGGAAAAAUGAUAUGGUACAAUAUAUGACAUUGUAAUCGUCUAUAGGAAAUUCUGUGUACUAUAGAUAACAUUCAUGCACAAAACCAUGGGGAAAAAACUAUUUUCAGGCAUUGUUCAUAAUGGUGCUCUAAAUGCUCAAAUGCGCCAUCAGUGUUAAUGGGAGUCCGUUGCCUUUAUUGCUAUCUGAACAGUUAUAAGGGUGAAGACACACAGAGCUACUAGAAGCAGCUACUUGUCGAGGUUACUAAAAUAGACAAUGCUGAUCAUGUACUAAUAAUUGUCUCUACGUGUGUUUUAGCAGAGGCAAUUCUCAUUAUUGUCUAUGGCAGGGUAUUUUCUGGCAUUUAGAAGCCAUGACAAGUAGCUGUUACUAAGUAGCUCUUUAUGUCUUCACUCUAAAAUAAAGAUUAUUAUAAGGUGAUUGCUAUAAGAAGUAGUUGCUGUAUUUGCAAAUUAGAGGGGUGGUGGUACCCAUUCUGUUUUGAGACAAAAGGCCAUUGAUUGCAAAUAUCUCCAUAAUAGUGACAAUGCAUAAUUCUGGUUGGCCCCGGACACUCCUUUGCUAGAAGCACUGCUUUUGUGCCUUGAGUGCACGUAGGGGCCCUUAUUCUAUGAUUAUCACUUAGUUGGUGCCUCUCUUAUAAUCUUUGCAUAUCAUCUAAAUUGCCUAAGGGACAGAUACGGUAAUAUAAACUGAAAUAGAAGGUUUUCCCUUUGUUGCUCUUUCCUUUAGCAUGAGAGCUCCUACAGUAAGAGCUUGUUGCUCUUUCCUUUAGCAUGAGAGCUCCUACAGUAAGAGCUUGAACUCUAUGGAUGUAAGUUUGUUAUCAGAACACUUCACCCUCUGGAUGAGGCACAAGCCCAGCAUAUAACCAAUAAGAUCACUAGCUGGGUGUCCAGUCAGAGGAGACCACCUGAAAAAGGCCACCUUAUAAAAUGUAAUAGAUAUAUAUAUGUGUGAUAAACUGAGAAACUCAAGACAUAAUAGAAAAAGGCCGUGUUUCAAAUCAGAAAUGAUUAGAAUGAUCCUGUUAUUGCCAAACUGGGCUCCACUUUUUUACAAAAAAGAUGAUGAUGCAAGAAAGUAUAAUCUUUAUAAUCUGCCUAUCAAAGCAAUCUCCCAAACUGUAAACACCUGUAAAAUAAACACAUUUAUGAAAAAAAAAAAAAAAAGUGAGGGCAACAUUGUAAGUUUAUAGCUUAUGGUCAUAAAAGAAAAAAAAAAAAAAAAGAUUGAGAAUGUUCUUUUGUCAUAACAAGAUAUAUUUAAUAUAAGAUGACUAUUUUUUUGCUAUUGCUUUUAUACAGAUUUAUUAACAAUUGCAGCUGCGUUGGCAUGACUAGCAAUAUGUUUUGAUAUAUUACCCAUGUUACUGGUAUUAAAGUUUUUUUUUUUCUUUUUCCAUGUACACAGUACAUCCACAUUACAAAUGGUUCAUAAGAGACAAACUGUAAAUAUGUAUAUUUGACUUUGUAAAGAACAUGUAUGUUGUAUCUUGUAUAGAAAAAAAGAGUAAUUUAAGUGGACUGAUGGAUAGAGAAAAGCAUAAAAUUCAGGAAAACGAAGUCUUGAAUUUAAUUUAAUGAACGAUUUUGUUAACGACACAAGGAAAAGUUAAGCACAGAAUCAUUGGACACAUGAGGAAAUGACACUGAACACCUUUUAGCAAACAUAUCCAUUGUUUUAUUAAUGUUUUUUUCUUUCAACAGAAUUUUUAGCCACCAUAUUUAGAGUUAUGUUACCAUUUGGCUAAUUCACAAUAAUGCUUUCCUUACCCAACCGUAUAAUCCAAUACACUUUAACAGCAUUGUUCAGUUAUCACCAUACCAGUCACUUUUCAAGUUAUGUUGUGUUGUUUUCAUAUUGCAGUGCAUUAUAUUUUGAAGCCUAAUAAAUUAAAGCAUUGAAUAAUU